Xylaria bambusicola is the source of this 996-nucleotide messenger RNA. RefSeq lists its product as uncharacterized. The record is from RefSeq and is a predicted model, not a curated record. Bases 1 to 996 code for a protein of 331 amino acids. The transcript is spliced from 3 exons. NCBI's taxonomy places the organism in Eukaryota, Fungi, Ascomycota, Sordariomycetes, Xylariales, Xylariaceae.
AUGGCUAGCUAUGAGGCCCGCCGCCUUGAGAAUAUCAAACGUAAUGAAAGUCUCGUGAAGGGACUUGGCUUGCGAAAUGGGCUGCGCGUAGAGUCUAAGGAUCAAUCCCCUCAGCCUGCUGUGGUUAGACAUCCAUCAUCCAAACGUCCAAAGUUAUCGACAUCUCAACCAACUCGCAUUUCAGCACGUAUCGCAAAUGCGACAAACAAACCCAACUACUCCGAAGAUGCGGGAGGCGACCCAUCAUAUACCGGCCGUCAAUCGCGACGUAACGCAUCAACAUCACAGCAACACAAAAAAGAAAAAUUACCACUAUCUCCAAAUCUCGACUUACAGCCUCACAAAGACAUCGAGGCAUUGAAGGCAGGAUGGUCAUCAUGGGUAGCUGUGGCUGAACUGCCCACGCGCGACGACGAAGGCAACUACCACUUCGAGUCACACCCCAUCUUUACACCCAACAAGUCCCCCGAGGCCAUGAUACGCGAGGGCAGCUUUGGGGGCUCGUACUGGCGCCCGUUAUACUCACGCCGCUUGCGCACUACCAUCUCUGACGACUGGCAAGAAUUACCAACGUCAUGGAAAGAUGGUAUCUCUGUGGAGCGGUAUCUCGCUUCUCCCACCUACAACCCAGAGGUCAACAAAUAUGGCGUUGCAUGUGGGCAGAGUAUUGAGGAGUGGGAGGCUGCUGGUUGGAUCGACCACCGAUAUGAUGUGCGCGGCUGGUUCCAGUGGUAUUGUCGCUUCUGGCUGGGCCGGCGGUGCGAAGAUGAUGAACGGCAGAUUAGCAGAUGGAGGAAGUGUGUUGGCGCAACCGGUAGAUGGAGAAGAGCACUUCUCAAGAAGUAUGUUCAAAAUGGUGUUCGGACGGUGACAGAUGAAGAUGACGAGGUUGACGAAAAGAAGGAGGUGAGCCCAGUUGUGCACCAGACGUGCCAUCAUUGGGCAUGGGAAGUGAGACAGGAAGCAUUGGAUCGGUUCUGGAGUGAGGGUACAUAG